Haliotis rufescens (red abalone) is the source of this 1788-nucleotide messenger RNA. Its product is annotated as synaptojanin-2-binding protein-like. The record is from RefSeq and is a predicted model, not a curated record. The transcript has 4 exons. Gene Ontology annotation, molecular function: protein binding. NCBI's taxonomy places the organism in Eukaryota, Metazoa, Mollusca, Gastropoda, Lepetellida, Haliotidae. Bases 104 to 574 code for a protein of 156 amino acids.
UUCUUCCGGUGAAAGUCAUGCUGUUGCAGUUCACAGUAGUUUAAUUUCGUUUCAUCAGACGCCGUCCUUCAAACAAUCGGUGACCCUUUAUAAAGAACCAAAGAUGUCACUAGAUUUGCCAGUCACUGACAUUACUUUAUUGCGUGGUGAUACAGGUCUUGGUUUCAACAUUCGUGGUGGAGUGGAUAUCCCCCACCUUCCAGGGGAUCCUGGAAUCUUCGUCACCAAACUCAAGGAAAAUGGGGCGGCUUAUCAAGAUGGAAGGCUAAAGGAGGGUGAUAAAAUAUUAGAGAUCAAUGGAACUCGAGUUGAGAGAGUUAGUCAUCAAGAAGCUGUUCAGACAUUUCUUAAUGCAGGCAAUGAGGUUCGACUGAAGGUGCAAUGUGGAGCAGAGAAGUACAUUCUGCAAAAGAUAGAAGAAAGGAAAAAGCAACAAGCAAAUUCAAGUUCUAUUUCACCUACAAAUAGAAAAUCUAAGUUUAGUGUAUUUUAUUUUCUACUUGGGGUAGGUUCAGCCAUUGGCAUAGCAUAUUUUGCUUAUAGAAAACUGAGGGGCGUACGAGGCAUGUUGUGAAGAAGUGUCUGUGAGGGUAAAGUCUAUAUUUCAGUUGUGUACAUUUUCUUAGGUAUCUUGUCACACUCAGAACCUAAAUAUCGUUUAUCCAUACUGGAAUUUGUUUCGGAGAUGUUCAUGUGAUUAAGAACAUUGAUGUAUCAUUUCUAGGUUGUUUUAUAUUUACUGCCGAUGGAAUAAUGUAUUACAUGUAUCAAAACGUAACUGGGUGAAUGGUGUAUGUGUAGUGUGCCACUUUGGUUAUUUAGUUACUGCUGUCGACUGCACUCUGACUUAGUUUAUGUGUCAGCCUGCCCUGAGUCAAGAAGACAACCUGUGUGGUGGGUGAAAUUUGCCUGGAGAAUAUAUGAAAAUCAAUACACAUGCAAUUUUCCGGACACACAUCCACCUUGUUUGUUUGAUGCUAGUAAUAUAGCCUUACACGACAGCGUUACUAUUUGAAAAAUAGGGCGAUAAAGCUCAAAAUGAGCAGAAAAAUUUACUCUGCUUGCAUUAAUGUAGUUUAAUAUGGUUAAGCCUCAAAGUAUAUCAAAUUUAUCCAUGAGUAUUAAAAAUUGGACUUCAACAUGAGUCUAAAAAAAUAAUAGUCUUGGUUCUCUGGCAAUGCCUGCAUCAUCAUAAAGUUUGCCGCACGUUUCGUGUUUUUUUCUGGGUUUUUUUUCUUAAAAAAAUCCUCAAAUAUUUCAAGUCCAAGAGUAGUCAAAUACUGUAUUCCAGUAAUUUACUCAUCAAGGAAUACUUUUAUGUAGUCCUUUACCAGGUUAAUUGUACACAACUGUUUAUUUGGUUGCACAACUCUUUAUUUGGUUACAUACUAGUUUGAAGAAAGAAAAAAAAGAAAAGAAAAAAGACACCUCCUUGGUGCACUAUAUUUUCAAAAGCCAUUGCCUGGGAACUAAUUCUUUUAUUUUUUUAAGACUAAGGAAGGAGCUUGUGCACAUCCCUUACGAAAAUGGCAGAAGGUGUCCUGAAUACUGCAUUCCUGUCCUGUUGUUAACAUAAGCCCACCCUCUAAGUUUUGAAGUUCAGCUAGCCUGUGUACCUUUACAUCAGAGGUAGAGGGCAGGUUCUAAUUUCUACUCCUGCAUCAGUAGUGAUAAAUACCGUAUUCGACGUAAUAAGCGCCCCGCUCUAAUAAGCGCCCACAGCGAUAUUUGCUAAUAGAUUGGCUAGUGAACAAUUCCAAUUAGCAACCCUACCGAUUGAUCAAUGUA